AUGGUCGAGAGGGAAGACUUAGAAGCGCUGUUCAUUGAAAUCAUUGUCAAACAACAGAGGUACCUCGUGGCCUCCAUUUACUGCCCCUCAGCUCUCCGCGCCGAGUCAUACAGUCUGCUCCGUUGUUCGAUGGAACACAUUGUAGCGCUUCGCGGCCCAUAUCACAACGUCGACAUCCUCGGCGACCUCAACGCCCACAUCGACUGGGCCGAUCCUCUGUUUCCACUGCCGGAAGACCCCGCAUCUGACAUGCUCCUGGACCUGUUUAAAACAAAUGGGUUCACACAGCUGUGCACGGAGGCUACAUACACAACUAAUACAAAAAAAUCGUCGUGCCUUAACCUCUACUUUACUCUCAACCCAACUCUUGUCCACGGCUGUGCUGUCACUGCUGGCCUGAGCAACUCUGACCACAACGUCAUUCAGCUAUCGACAUUUCCGUCCCUUCCUACCAGAGGGAAGCACAUUCGGCUUCUCCGUGCCUACAGUAAACUCGACUUUGAGCACCUCCAUCGGCUUGUACGCGUUGUCCCAUUGGACGCCCUGCUUUCAGAACACGACAUUGACGACAUGUGCGAGACCUGCACGUCUCUGAUGAACGCCCUUUGA
Ixodes scapularis (black-legged tick) is the source of this 609-nucleotide messenger RNA. RefSeq lists its product as uncharacterized. The record is from RefSeq and is a predicted model, not a curated record. Gene Ontology annotation, molecular function: catalytic activity. NCBI's taxonomy places the organism in Eukaryota, Metazoa, Arthropoda, Arachnida, Ixodida, Ixodidae. The transcript has a single exon. The coding region runs from base 1 to 609 and encodes 202 amino acids.